Messenger RNA from Plutella xylostella (diamondback moth), 891 nucleotides. RefSeq lists its product as uncharacterized. NCBI's taxonomy places the organism in Eukaryota, Metazoa, Arthropoda, Insecta, Lepidoptera, Plutellidae. The record is from RefSeq and is a predicted model, not a curated record.
CUCUUACAAUGUCAAGCUGUACACCAAGCAAGUGUCAAAAGUUCAUCAAAAAUCAAAACAAAACCUCAAAUUCAAAAUCUAAAAACGGUUUUGUUUUGUUUACCUUAUAAUUCAACUUUCAAGUAACUUAAUAAAUUUUCUAAAACUAUGUCUGGGUUCCGGACAUUAAAAGAGGUCGGAUGUAAGCUAGAUGAGGACCUACGGAACUUAUCAAGCCAGUUAUUUUGUGUUAAAGUCAGAGAAACUGAAGAAGAUAUUAUUGCUAAGAAAUUGCAAGAUUUAACCACUUUCACAUCCAAAUACCGCCUGCUGCAUGCUAAAAUAUCAGCCUCAACACCGCAAGUUACGGACCGAGUUCUGAACGGAGCGAACAUAACGUCAGAUUUAGAAGAAACUAUCCAGAAGAGAGUCUUGGAAGGAGCAAUCACUAAAGGUUUAUCACAGAGUCGUGCCGUCCAAAACCUGAUCAGUAGUAAGGAUAGCAAGCUGAGUCCUGACUUGGUUGAUAGAAAAGAGCGUAUCCUGGAGCGCAUGCGCAGACUCCGCACCCUGGACCUGGAGCUGCACCAGCUGGACUCCGUGCUUGUUGAGAAGCAGUCGGAGCACGAGGCUGCGCGCGCGCAGUGGGACGCGCUGCUCGGGGAGCUGCGGGACCGACGCGCUUCAGCGACUGCUGAUAGUGAGAUGGUGGAACCUGGACCGCUAUACGACAAACUCCGCAUCCUAGUGGACAAGAUGGAGUGCGUUCGCGGCCUCCUGGGCCGGCUGGUGGCGGGGCGCUCGUCCAACUGUGACUGGCUGUCGGAGCCGCGCGCACUACGGGCGCUGCCACUCACGCGUCAGUUCAACACCGUCGCUAGUGUGAUGCAAGGAUCCCACGAGGAUGAGUGA